Messenger RNA from Daucus carota subsp. sativus, 5855 nucleotides. RefSeq names its product brefeldin A-inhibited guanine nucleotide-exchange protein 2. Gene Ontology annotation, cellular component: cytosol; trans-Golgi network. Lineage: Eukaryota; Viridiplantae; Streptophyta; Magnoliopsida; Apiales; Apiaceae. Gene Ontology annotation, biological process: regulation of ARF protein signal transduction. The transcript is spliced from 11 exons. The record is from RefSeq and is a predicted model, not a curated record. Gene Ontology annotation, molecular function: guanyl-nucleotide exchange factor activity. Bases 247 to 5589 code for a protein of 1780 amino acids.
AAAGUUGGACUUGUAAAAACAAAUCCCAAACGCGAUCUCAGAUUUCUCCUCCAUUUCUUCUCUAAUCUCACCACUCCACUCUCUUUCCAUCUCUCUCUCUCUCUCAAACACACACACGCUUCUCCGGCGAUCACCACCGCAAUCACUCACUCUGCGCCACCGCAAACACAUAGAAUCAACGAUUUUAACUGACUCCACUCAACAAGUCUCUCAAAUCCAGUCCAGAUCUACUUUCUCUCCGGCGGAAUGGCUUCGCCGGAGGCCGAAUCUCGCCUCACUCAAACCCUAACUCCGGCGCUCGAGAAAAUCAUCAAGAACGGAUCCUGGAGAAAACACUCGAAGCUCGUUCAUCAAUGUAAAUCUCUUCUCGAACGCCUCGCUUCUGAAUCUCCUUUCUCUCCUCACUCGCCUGAUAGCCCAUCGGCGGAGGGUGACACGUCAGCCACUCUCCCUGGCGUUUUGUAUGAUACUGGUACUAGUGAAUUCUCGCUUGCUGAUUCCGAAAUUAUUCUUACGCCGUUGAUUAAUGCGCUUAUCUCGGGGAAUGUGAAGAUCGCCGAGCCUGCGUUGGAUUGUAUUCAGAAGCUGAUUGCCCAUGGAAUUUUACGAGGAGAGGCGGAUACGAGUGGGGGUCCGGAAGCGAGUUUGUUGGCCAAGUUGAUUGAUUCGGUAUGUAAGUGUCAUGAAUUGAACGAAGAGACUGUUGAAUUGUUGUUGUUGAAGACUAUUUUGUCGGCUGUUACUUCGGUUUCAUUGAGGAUUCAUGGAGAUUGUUUGUUGCAAAUUGUGCGGACUUCGUAUGAUAUAUAUUUAGGGAGUAAGAAUGUUGUGAAUCAGACUACUGCCAAAGCGAGUUUAAUUCAGAUGCUGGUGAUUGUGUUUAGGAGAAUGGAGGCUGAUUCGGCAGCUGCUCCCAUUCAGCCGAUUGUGGUGGCUGAAUUGAUGGAGCCUGCGGAGAAAACAGAUGCGGACGGGAACAUGACCAUGUUUGUGCAAGGGUUUAUUACUAAGAUAAUGCAGGAUAUUGAUGGUGUUUUGAACCCGGGGACACCGAUUUCUGGAGGGUCGGGAGUGCACGAUGGAGCAUUUGAAACUAAGACUUCGACAGUCGAGUCAACAAAUCCAGCUGAUCUGUUGGAUUCGACGGAUAAGGAUAUGUUGGAUGCUAAGUAUUGGGAGAUUAGUAUGUAUAAGACGGCAUUAGAGGGGAGGAAAGGGGAGUUGGCAGAUGGUGAGGUGGAGAGGGAUGAUGACAUGGAGGUUCAAAUUGGAAAUAAGUUGAGGAGGGAUGCGUUUUUGGUUUUCCGUGCCCUUUGUAAGUUGUCCAUGAAGACUCCGCCAAAGGAAGCACUGGCAGAUCCAACUUUGAUGAGAGGGAAGAUAAUUGCUUUGGAGUUGCUUAAGAUUUUGUUAGAGAACGCCGGGGCCAUCUUUAGAACUAGUGAAAGAUUUUUAGGUGCCAUUAAGCAGUACCUGUGCUUGUCAUUGCUGAAGAAUAGUGCUUCAACCCUUAUGAUUGUUUUCCAGCUUUCCUGCUCGAUCUUCAUUAGUCUGGUAUCACGUUUUAGAGCUGGAUUGAAGGCAGAGAUUGGAGUAUUCUUUCCUAUGAUUGUUCUCAGAGUGUUAGAAAAUGUUGCUCAACCAAAUUUGCAGCAGAAGAUGAUCGUGCUUCGGUUUCUGGAGAAGCUCUGUAUUGAUUCACAGAUCUUGGUGGAUAUUUUCAUCAACUAUGAUUGCGAUGUGAAUUCAUCAAACAUUUUUGAGCGAAUGGUCAACGGACUCCUUAAAACUGCUCAGGGUGUUCCACCUGGUGUCACUACUACCCUAUUGCCGCCACAGGAGGUAGUCUUGAAACUUGAAGCUAUGAAAUGCCUAGUGGCUAUUCUAAAGUCAAUGGGUGAUUGGAUGAACAAGCAAUUAAGAAUUCCAGAUCCUUAUUCCGCAAAAAGAAUUGAGCCAACUGAGAAUGGUUCUGAAUCUGGAAUUAUCACCACACCGAAUGGGAAUGUGGAUGAGUCUGUCAAAGAAUCUGAUACUCAUUCAGAGGCCUCUAGUGAAGCUUCUGAUGUCUCAACAAUCGAGCAGCGUCGAGCAUACAAGCUUGAACUUCAGGAAGGUAUUUCUCUUUUUAACCGGAAACCGAAAAAGGGUAUUGAGUUCCUUAUCAAAGCAAAUAAGGUGGGUGGGUCACCGAAAGAAAUUGCAGAUUUCCUAAAAGAUGCAUCCGGUUUGAACAAGACUUUAAUCGGCGACUAUCUAGGUGAAAGAGAAGAUUUGUCACUUAAGGUGAUGCAUGAAUAUGUAGAUUCUUUUGACUUUCAAGGGAUGGAAUUUGAUGAGGCAAUUAGAGUUUUCCUACGGGGCUUUAGGUUGCCUGGUGAGGCACAGAAGAUUGACAGAAUUAUGGAAAAGUUUGCUGAGCGGUACUGCAAAUGUAAUCCGAAGGUUUUCACUAGUGCAGAUACAGCUUAUGUGCUUGCUUACUCUGUUAUAUUGCUCAAUACAGAUGCACAUAACCCAAUGGUGAAGAACAAGAUGUCAGCGGACGAUUUUAUAAGAAACAAUCGGGGCAUAGAUGAUGGAAAAGAUUUAGCCGAGGAGUACUUAAGAUCAUUAUAUGAAAGAAUAUCAAGAAAAGAGAUUAAAAUGAAAGACGAUGAAUUGGCUCCUCAACAAAAACAGUCAGUUAACUCAAACAGAAUUUUAGGUUUGGAUAGUAUAUUGAAUAUUGCGAUUCGCAAGCGAGGAGAAGAAAAUCAGACAAGUGAUGAUCUCAUGCGAAACAUGCAGGAACAAUUCAAGGAAAAAGCUCGCAAAACUGAGUCAGUCUAUUAUGCAGCAACAGAUGUUAUGAUCCUCCGAUUCAUGAUUGAGGUAUGCUGGGCUCCUAUGUUGGCUGCCUUUAGUGUUCCUCUUGACCAAAGUGACGAUGAAGUAGUCAUUAGCCUGUGUCUUGAAGGCUUUCGCCAUGCAAUUCAUGUCACUGCAGUGAUGUCUAUGAAGACUCAUAGAGAUGCUUUUGUAACAUCACUAGCAAAGUUUACAUGCCUCCACUCUCCAGCUGAUAUCAAGCAGAAGAACAUUGAUGCCAUCAAGGCAAUAGUGACAAUUGCAGACGAAGAUGGAAAUUUCUUACAGGAGGCCUGGGAACAUAUCUUGACAUGUGUUUCUCGGUUCGAGCAUUUGCAUCUUUUGGGAGAAGGGGCUCCACCUGAUGCGACUUUCUUUGCACUUAAUCAGAAUGAACUUGACAAAUCAAAGCAAGCUAAACCUAAUAUGCUUCCAGUUCUGAAAAAGAAGGGACCUGGGAAGAUUCAGUAUGCGGCUGCAGCCAUGAGAAGGGGUACUUACGAUAGUGCUGGAGUUGGUGGUGAUGCAUCUGCAGGAAUCACACCAGAGCAAAUGAACAACUUAGUCUCUAACCUAAACAUGCUGGAGCAAGUUGGUGAUAUGAGUCGCAUAUUCAUAAGGAGUCAAAAAUUAAAUAGUGAGGCAGUAAUUGACUUUGUUAAAGCUCUUUGCAAGGUGUCUAUGGAAGAAUUAAAAUCUACAUCUGAUCCACGGGUUUUCAGCCUUACAAAAAUUGUUGAGAUCGCGCAUUAUAAUAUGAAUCGAAUUAGGCUGGUCUGGUCAAGCAUCUGGAAUGUAUUAUCUGAUUAUUUUGUGACUAUCGGUUGCUCAGAAAACCUUUCCAUUGCAAUUUUCGCAAUGGAUUCUUUGCGUCAACUAUCAAUGAAGUUUUUGGAGCGGGAAGAGUUGGCUAACUAUAAUUUUCAAAAUGAGUUUAUGAAGCCUUUUGUGGUGGUUAUGCGGAAGUGUAGUGCUGUUGAAAUCAGAGAGCUAAUCAUCAGAUGUGUUUCCCAAAUGGUUUUGUCUCGCGUUAAGAAUGUGAAGUCAGGGUGGAAAAGCAUGUUCAUGGUCUUCCAGACAGCAGCUUAUGAUGACCACAAAAACAUCGUACUUUUGGCCUUCGAAAUAAUUGAAAAAAUAUUGCGCGAUUAUUUCCCAUAUAUCACUGAGACCGAAACGACGACUUUUACGGACUGCGUUAAUUGCUUAAUUGCAUUUACUAAUAGCAGAUUUAACAAGGACAUCAGUCUUAAUGCUAUUGCCUUUCUUCGUUUUUGUGCGGCAAAACUGGCUGAAGGGGAUAUAGGCUUUUCAAAGAUCAAGGAAAAGGAAGCAUCUGAAAAGGUUUCUAUAUCACCUCAUAAAGGAACAGAUGGAAAAUACAGCAAUGGGAACAUGACCGAUAGGGAAGAUCAUCUAUACUUCUGGUUCCCUUUGUUGGCCGGAUUAUCAGAACUAAGCUUUGACCCGAGGCCUGAAAUUAGAAAGAGUGCCCUUCAAGUGCUUUUUGAUACUCUACGUAAUUAUGGCCAUCAUUUCUCUUUGCCAUUGUGGGAGAGGGUGUUUGAAUCGGUCCUAUUUCCCAUCUUUGACUAUGUCAGGCAUGCUAUUGAUCCUUCUGGUGGAAGUACACCUGAGCAAGGGAUUGAUGGUGAUGCUGGAGAACUUGAUCAAGAUGCGUGGCUGUAUGAGACAUGCACGCUUGCCCUCCAACUUGUCGUAGAUCUGUUUGUUAAAUUCUAUGACACAGUCAAUCCACUUCUGCGCAAGGUGUUGAUGCUAUUAGUAAGUUUUAUCAAGCGUCCCCACCAUAGCCUUGCCGGUAUUGGUAUCAGUGCAUUUGUCCGUUUGAUGAGCAAUGCUGGGAAUCUGUUUUCUGAUGAUAAGUGGUUAGAAGUGGUUUUGUCACUUAAAGAAGCUGCUGAUGCAACACUUCCAGAUUUUUCAUUUACUUUGAAUGAAGAUACUUCGCAACGUGUGUUAGAUUCAAACAGACAAAAUAAUACUGAGUUAGUUGCUGAAACUGCUCUGUCUGGUGACGAUUCAUCAAGCUCGAGGGCAUAUCAUCUCCAAGAUGCUAUUGCUGAUGCCAAGUGCCGAGCAGCUGUUCAGCUAUUGUUAAUACAGGCUGUGAUGGAGAUAUAUAACAUGUACAGAGGACACCUUUCUGCAAAAAACACUAUAAUUGCAUUUGAUGCAGUGCACACUGUGGCUCUUCAUGCUCACAAGAUUAAUGCUGACACAACUUUACGUUCCAAGCUACAAGAGUUUGCAUCUAUGACCCAAAUGCAGGACCCUCCAUUAUUACGGCUUGAAAAUGAAUCAUAUCAAAUCUGCCUCACUUUCUUACAAAAUCUUGCUUUGGAUAGACCCAAAGGUUUUGAAGAAUCAGAAGUAGAGUCUCAACUUGUUGAACUUUGCCAAGAAGUCCUGCAGUUCUACAUAGAGGUAGCCCGGCCUCCACAAAUGGCAGUACCAUCUUUGGUUGAGAGUCCCAAGUGGUUGAUUCCCUUGGCUUCUGGUAAACGAAGGGAAUUGGCUGCACGGGCACCUCUUGUUGUUUCAACCAUACAUGCUAUUUGUAGUUUAGAAGAAUCCUUGUUUGAGGCGAAGAUGACACACUUCUUCCCUCUACUUUUGAGUUUGAUAAGCUGCGAGCAUGGAUCAAAUGAGGUUCAGGUUGCCGUUAGUGAUAUGCUCAGCACAUCUGUGGGUCCUAUCUUGCUCAGGUCAUGUUAACUUUCACAUGAUCUCCUAGCUAGCCGAGAUGUAUGAUAACAUAUCCAAGGUGGCAACCGUUGCACUCAGUUUUCACAUAGUUUUUUUCUGUUUCUCCCCCAUUUGUUCCCCACUAUACAGUGAAAUGUCGUUCAAAUAUAGUUUCAUAGUUUAUUAAGAGUUAGAGUUGGGUACUGAACUUUUGUAAUGGUGUUGGGCCUAGGGCCACUAGGGUUCAUUAUUGUAUUUUGAUUUUUGGUGUUGUAUGAUAGUCCAAGUUUUUCCCA